AUGUCCCAAUCCUUCACCCCCGCCCAAGUCUCCUCCCACAACACCCCAGACAGCCUCUACAUCAUCAUCGACCAGGCCGUCUACGACGUGACCAAGUUCGUCGACGAGCAUCCGGGCGGGGCGAAGAUCCUGAAACGCGUGGCGGGCAAGGAUGCCUCGAAGCAGUUCUGGAAGUAUCAUAAUGAUGGGGUGUUGAAGAAGUAUGCGCCGAAGCUGAAGGUUGGGGAGGUUAAGGAGGUGGCGAAGUUGUGA
Molecule: messenger RNA, 252 nt
Organism: Aspergillus clavatus NRRL 1
Lineage: Eukaryota; Fungi; Ascomycota; Eurotiomycetes; Eurotiales; Aspergillaceae
Product: cytochrome b5-like heme/steroid binding domain-containing protein
Exons: 2
Coding region: 1-252 (83 amino acids)
Cellular component (GO): intracellular membrane-bounded organelle; membrane
Molecular function (GO): heme binding
Source: RefSeq, a predicted model, not a curated record